This is a messenger RNA of Entamoeba invadens IP1, 1467 nucleotides long. Its product is annotated as elongation factor 1-alpha, putative. The transcript has a single exon. Bases 1 to 1467 code for a protein of 488 amino acids. The record is from RefSeq and is a predicted model, not a curated record. Gene Ontology annotation, molecular function: GTPase activity; GTP binding. Lineage: Eukaryota; Evosea; Mastigamoebida; Endamoebidae.
AUGUCCACUUUGAAUGAACACCUCAAUAUUGUAGUUGUUGGUCCUUUCCAAAGCGGGAAGAGUACUUUUCUUGGGCAUCUUUUUGCUGGCCUUCAAAUUAUUGAUCAACGAACAAUAGACCAAUACAAAAGAGAAUGUAUCGAAACACAAAGACCAAAUUGUGAGUAUGCUUGGGUCUUUGAAAAGACCAAAAGAGAAAAAUGUAAAUCAUUAACGAAUAUUCAACUAACCAAGGGAAUCAUUGCCAAGAACAGUUUAUUAUUCAAGGAAAAACUAAGUCACGACCAAUUACGACGCACGACUAUGGAAGAAUUUGAAAAAAUGAAUAUUUCAUUUAUAGACACUCCGGGCAAUAUAAAGUACAUCAAAAAUACAAUUCGGGGUAUUCACAAAGGAGAUGUCUCAUUUCUAGUUGUUUCUGCCUCACAAAAAUUUGACGACCAAAAAGAAGCAAUUAUUGAAAAGUUGAUACUAUUAAAAGCCUUUUUAGUUGAUUUAGUAGCAGUUAUUAUCACCAAAAUGGGUGAAGUGAAAUACUCUGAAUUUCGUUUUGAAGAAACGAAAUACAAAAUUUUGGACCUUUUAAAAGUCGUCAGAAUUAAAAGUGAAAAUGUCAGAUUAAUUCCAAUUGAUGGACUUAGAGGAGACAAUUUGACUGUUUCUUCAAAAAACAUGACAUGGGCUAUCAACAAAACUGGAACAGUCACCGAUCUACUUAACACACUCAAAACCCCAGAAAGAAGUCGACUUGACACACUGCCUUUCAGAAUGACAGUAGAAGAUGUCUACAAAAUUAGUGGUGUUGGAACUGUGUUAGUUGGAAUUGUCGAGAGUGGAAUUGUACGUGCAAACCAACUUUUUACAGUGUCUCCAAGUGGACUCUCAGCUAAAACAAAAAGCGUUGAAAUGUUGGGUAAUUCUAUUUCAGAAGGAAAAUCAAGAGAUUUUGUUGGCGUGAAUGUUGCAAAUACAACGUGCAGAGACUACAAAAUAGGAGAGGUUCUUUCUGAUCUCAACUGUCCUGCUGUCAGAUGUGAACAAUUUGUCGCACAAAUCAAAAUUGUAGACGACAGAAUAGUAAAGAAGGGGUGGGCUCCAACUAUGAACAUCCAUAUGGCGCAGGUGCCUUGUGUAGUACUCGAUAUAGUAAAAAUACUAAAAAGAAAUGCACCAGAAAAAAAGUUAAGUAGUGUGGAAAUAAUGAAAGAAGAUAUUGCAGUUGUCACUAUUAUGCCAAUCAAACCAGUUUGUGUUGAGACUUUCCAUGAUUUCCCCAAAUUAGGGACUUUUGUUUUAAGAGAUAAUGGAAAUAUAGCAGCUUAUGGUGGUGUUAAAGAAGUGAUUCCAUGGUCUAUUACAUCAAAAGAAACAAUCAUGAAAUACUGCGCAAAACAUAGUGUUUUUGCUGGAAGAAAAGAAGCAAGUUAUUAUUAUUCUUGGAGGACAAAAGAUAUUAGAUUGUAUUAA